This is a messenger RNA of Trichomonas vaginalis G3, 1053 nucleotides long. RefSeq names its product Ricin B-like lectins family. Bases 1 to 1053 code for a protein of 350 amino acids. NCBI's taxonomy places the organism in Eukaryota, Parabasalia, Trichomonadida, Trichomonadidae. The transcript has a single exon. The record is from RefSeq and is a predicted model, not a curated record.
AUGGGAGAAUCAUUCAGUACGAAUAGUUACUGGCUUUGUUUUAAGAAGAAAGGAAAUGACAUGGCAAUUUCGAUUGAGGAGACUGGGGCUCCCGACGAAAAUAAGUAUACGAUUGUAGCGAAAUCACCAAAUAGAGAGGAUCUAACUCAGAUUUGGGUUUACAAUGCAGAAUCUCAAAGGUUCGUUUCUCUUUUUUACCCAUUUGUUAGCUUUAUUGAAGAAAAGGUCGAUGACCAACACAGUAAGCUGGCAAUAGCCGAAAUUGACUAUGGUAAGAACGUUAAUCAAACGUUUUCAUUUUACUCGGGCUUUAUAGCAAACAAAAAUCUCGAAAAAUUCAUAAUUCCUACGGAAGAUCCAGACGAUCCUUUCAUAUUAUCUUCAAAUAUACCAGAUGAUAUAACAAUGGAGAUACACACAAUUGACAUUUCCAAUUACUGUAUUCCAUAUCCAAUACCCGAAAUACCAUGUGCAAUUUUAUUUUCAAUUGCAGCUGAAGAAUAUGCAUUAACGCUGGGACCUGUCUUAUCAGCCUAUGAUAAUGCCAGAAAGUUAACAUUCACACCAUUUAAACUUGAUGAAGAUCCAAAUCAGUUUUGGUAUUAUUUUCCGAAUCAUAAUUACUCAUUUUAUUCCUGCGCAGAAUCUGACACUGUCAUCAAAACAGUUAAUGAUAAUGGUUCCAUUGAUAUAAUUAUGUCAAGUUCAAAUACCAAAAAGAAAAAUCAGAAUUGGAAAAUCUUUAAGAGAAGUAUUUACUCUUCCAAGUAUGAUGCAUUCCUUUCUAUUAAUGAAAAGCGCAAGAAUUUUGCUCUUUGUAAUGAUGAAAAUAAAAUUGAAGAAAAUCAAUUUUAUUAUUACCCAUUAUUCGAACACAAGACAGGCAUUCUUGCUAGAAAUGAAGUAAUAUCUCCAAAUGAUGACAUGAGAGAUAUGAGUUUAUAUAGCUCAGACUUUGAUGAAUACGAUGAAGAAUCUAGAUAUUACGCUUCGGAUUCAGAUCCCCUUCUCGAUAAUUUUAAUAUGGUUGAUGAACUGGAUCUCUACCAAUAA